GCCAGCCACUGAAGAGAACCCCUGGGGCAGGCAUAACAGGGCUGCAUAGACUGCUCUGGAGGCUUGAGUGGAGAAGGGUAAUAGGGGAUCUCCUCAUGUUCACCCUUUCUGGAACUUAACUGAUGUUUGUCAAGGUAUUCACUUCUCCAGAGCAUGUAAGAGCUGGAGACAGAGUAGGAGAAUUGUUUCAGGGAGUGUGGGACGAGGAAUUGGAGAUAAUGUCUGGACCACCAGACUCAGAUGAUGACAGAACCAUCAAAGACUUGAAUGUUGUGGGGAUGCUGCACAAGUUCUGGGAGCAGAAAUAUGUGAAAAGCACAAUGAUGGAGACAGAUAAUCUGGUAGUCUAUGAGUCCAUUCCCUCACCCAGCCCUCCAUACAUAUGCUACAUCACUUUACCAGGUGGAAGUUGCUUUGGAAAUGUUAAGUAUUGCUACAGUAAAGCAGAGGCCAGACGUGAUGCAGCUCGAAUCGCUUUGAUGAACUCCACGUUUAAUGAGUUGCCCUGCCGACAUAUCACUCCUGAGUUCAUAGCAUGCAGCAUUAAAGAGGCCGUCAGCACCACCAGUGGCAACAUUGCAGAUGCCUCUGACCCCAGUACCAGUAUAGGAGCCUACUGCCUCAUGCUGGAGAUGAACACUGGGAGAACCAUGUUGGAAUUUCAGGAAAUAAUGACAGUUUUUCAGCUUUUGCACUGGAAUGGCACCCUGAAGGCUUUUCGGGAGAUGAGAUGUAGCCGUCAGGAAGUGAUCGAUUACUAUUCACAACAGCAUCUGGACGAGUACACACGCAGCCACAUGGCUUUGGACUGGUUACAGAAGGAGCAUCAAUCCCCUGGACUGCUCUCCCAAGAGCUACAGCUGGCCAUGAAGGAGCUGGGGGAAGCCCGGCGGGCCGGCAGGGAACUCCGCUUCUACAAGGAGAAGAAAGAAAUCCUGAGCUUAGCUCUCAAUCACGCUAAUUCUGAGGAUUUGGAGGAAUACCACAGUGAGGAGGCAUCAUGGAAAGAAGACACUGGGUUUGAGUAUUACACUCAGGAGGGCCACUGUCUAGAGGGGAGUGUGGUGGAUUAUUCAGAGCAAUGUCACUUUCACUCUCGGGACAUUGUGAGUGAUGGAGAGUCUGUAGAAUGAGCUGUGUAAGACAGGAAGUCUUAUUUGCUCUGGACAAAAUAUACAUAAUGUAGUAAAGUUUGUUUUUCAUAGGAUAUCACUUUUUCUUUGUGUUUCAGAAUGUGAGAUUAGGAUAUGUUGCUGAUUUGUUGUCUUGGUCACAUUUCCAUAAUGAAUUGCUUAAGCAACCCUGCUUAAAAAAAAAGUUGGUUGGUUGGUCUUAGCUGGUUGCCCAGCCUGGGCAGCACUUCCCAAAAGCAUAGUAAGCCUAGAUUGUAGAAACCAUUGGCGCCAAUGGUCUCUACGAUCAACUUAAUCUUGUGAUGCUUUUGGGAAACUCAGCCCUGGUCAGUUGGCCGGUUUAGUAAAAUAAUGAGGUUACAUUAGCCACAUAUAGCUGGUGUUAAUAGUUUUAUCAGAAUAGGUGUGAUUAACACUGCGCUCUAGUUAUUUUAUUGUUCUGCUAGUUUGCCACAAGAGGGGGGUGUUUAUGUAAUUUUUAAUUAAACUUUCAGUUCUAGUUGAACAGGACAAAGCGCUAACAGCACUGACGUAAUUCAUUCUCUUUGACCUUAACUGUGAAUAGCUCUUUUAUUAUUAUUAUUAUUAUUAUUAUUAUUAUUAUUAUUAUUAUUAUUAUUAUUAUUAUUAUUUCAAACA
Molecule: messenger RNA, 1772 nt
Organism: Xyrauchen texanus (razorback sucker)
Lineage: Eukaryota; Metazoa; Chordata; Actinopteri; Cypriniformes; Catostomidae
Gene: lix1
Product: limb and CNS expressed 1
Exons: 6
Coding region: 123-1133 (336 amino acids)
Biological process (GO): autophagosome maturation
Cellular component (GO): cytoplasm
Source: RefSeq, a predicted model, not a curated record